Molecule: messenger RNA, 1438 nt
Organism: Carica papaya (papaya)
Lineage: Eukaryota; Viridiplantae; Streptophyta; Magnoliopsida; Brassicales; Caricaceae
Product: Protein kinase superfamily protein
Biological process (GO): protein phosphorylation
Cellular component (GO): chloroplast
Molecular function (GO): ATP binding; protein kinase activity
Source: RefSeq, a predicted model, not a curated record
UCCAUUAUCGUUUAUUUCAGACCGCAAGAACAGAGCGGAUCCAGCCCCCAAAUCCAAAAAUGUACCUAACGCCACCCAAUCGCAUUUCUUCCCCUCCUCCCUUUCUCCCUUCGAUUUCUCGAAAUACCUUCACCCGGUUCUUAAGCCCGAGUUUGAAAUCACUUGACCAAACUCGGCCGACUCGGUUAUGCAAAGCGAGUCUGAUCACCAGUCCUGAUUCGUUCGAAGUUGGUCGACUUAUUGGCAACUACGGCUUCAUGAAUAUUACGAGCUAUUCAGGGUUUCAAUCCAGUCCAGACAGUGAAUAUUCAUCAGAAGAUAUUGGGCGAUGGACACUUCAAGAUGUUGGAGAAGGCAGUGUAAAGAUCAGGCUUUAUGAAGGAAGAGUAGCCCAGGGUCCUCUUAAAGGGACUUCAGUUAUUUUCAAGGUUUAUCCUGGAAGACGAGCUGCUGGUAUUGAGGCUGAUAUGAUGGCUGCAAAUGAACUUAAUACUCAUGCGUUCCUCCAGAGCAGUUCCAAAGGUGUGUGCCAGAAUCUCCUGAUACUUGUUGGUGGAUUUGAGACACAAACUGGGGAGCAGUGGCUUGCUUUUCGUAAUGAUGGAAAAUAUAGUGCUGCUGACUAUGCUAAAGUUACGGGCGAAAAAUUGUCAAAACGUUUACAAGAAAUGACUUGGAAUAAGUUUGAACAAGAGGAAACAAAUAAGCGCAAGAGAUUUUUUGUUAUUAAAGUACUUUGUGGAGCUAUAAGUGGUCUAGCCUACAUGCACAAUCAUGACAGGUUACACCAGAGUCUUGGACCAUCUUCUGUUGUUCUUAAUACAAUCGUGGAAAGAGAUGCUGUCUAUUUAGUUCCACGACUUCGAGAUCUAGCCUUUUCUGUUGACAUUAGGUUUUCAAAUUUAGAAGGUCCUGGAACAUUAUCUGAGGGGCUUUGGAGAAGGGCAUCUGCUUCUGGUGCCUUCACACCAAUGGAGAAAAGAGCCUUUGGGAUUGCAGAUGACAUAUAUGAAGCUGGUCUUUUUUUUGCAUACUUGGCUUUCGUUCCAUUUUGUGAAGCAGGGGUCAUCGACAGUCUUUCUCUGCAAAGGCUUUUGGAGAGCACUUUCCGACUUGAUCUUGAGGCUACAAGAGAGUAUUGUUUAGCAGAUGAUCGCAUGUUAGAAGCUGUCAAAUUUCUAGAUCUUGGGGAUGGAGCUGGUUGGGAACUACUUCAGGCUAUGCUAAAUCCUGACUUCCGAAAGCGACCAAUUGCAGAAGCUGUACUCAAUCAUCGAUUCAUGACUGGUGCUGUUCUUUGAGCUUGAAGUACUGAAGGGAAAAUACUUUUGUAUACAUUUGUAUCAUAUGAAUACAGUAUUUGUUUGCUGUUACAUUUUAUUUUUAUUCGGAGUAGGAGCAAAGAUCCACAAUAAUGAGUGAGAUUGAAUUGUCUGCA